This is a messenger RNA of Thermochaetoides thermophila DSM 1495, 1578 nucleotides long. RefSeq lists its product as uncharacterized. Lineage: Eukaryota; Fungi; Ascomycota; Sordariomycetes; Sordariales; Chaetomiaceae. Gene Ontology annotation, molecular function: RNA polymerase II cis-regulatory region sequence-specific DNA binding; DNA-binding transcription factor activity, RNA polymerase II-specific. The record is from RefSeq and is a predicted model, not a curated record. The transcript has a single exon. Bases 1 to 1578 code for a protein of 525 amino acids. Gene Ontology annotation, biological process: regulation of transcription by RNA polymerase II.
AUGUCUGACAAGCAACCGCGCAAGAAGAUUAUCGUCACCUACUGGCCAAAGGGGUCCCGUAUCAGGGUGGUGGACGCGAGCAGCAUCGAAGAAAACACCGAACAGGGGUCCUCAGUUCGUACUCCUGUCUCCCCGGCUGAGUCCGGCGACGAGGCCGAGUCCAAGAACAAGAACGAUUCCGAGGACAAGACCAAGUCCAGCGAGAAGACCAAGUCUAACGGCAACGAGACUCAGUCCCCCCGUCCCACUACUCUGGCUCGACUUUUCCGGACGCCACUGCCCACUAGCCGUACGUUCACCCCAAUUAACAGCAACGGAGGUCAGGGAACUUCCUCUGCAUCCUCUUCUCGCAUGAACCUGCGCUCGGCCCAAGGCGGGCAGACUGCUACUCCCUCCAAGGCUGAGCCGAAGAAGGGAGAAAUGGAAAACCAGCAGCAGCCAUCUCGUGCUGUCAACGGACAGCGCGACACAGCAGCUCCCAAGCAAAAGAAGCGGUACCCGUGCAAGUAUGCCCAGAAGCUGAACUGCGAUAAGACCUUCACAACGUCGGGCCACGCGUCCCGGCACUCGAAGAUCCAUCUUGGCGUGAAGAACAUCCUUUGCGAAUAUCCCGGCUGCACGAAGAAGUUCACGCGUAACGAUAACAUGAAGCAACAUUACAAGACGCACUUCAGGAACGAGACGAACCAGACUGGCACUACGACUCGCUCUGCUCGCGCCUCAAUCACGGUGAAUAGUCGCCGUGCCUCAACCGAUUCCUCCGUGACCCAAACCACCACAACUUCGCGCGUGAGCAGUGGGUCUCUAGCACCAAGCACAACACCAGGAUCGGUGCUACCCACGCCGAGAAUCUCCAAUCCGCUCAGGACUGCGUCACCGUCAUCGCCGAGUACCGCGCUAACCUCGCCUGCCUCGUUUCACUCGCCCCUGGUUCGGCCAUCGCAACGGUCCCACUCUAGCGGUAAUGUUAACGACAAUGACAACAAAGAGUACUUCCCCAAACUGUAUGGAGAUAUCCCUCCUGAGCGGCGCUUGCCGGCCAUCUCCGAGAUCCAGCGGCCUGGCUCCUGGACGACGGCUCUCCCUCCAUUGCGCAUUCCAGAGGGUCGCCCGGGGCAGCCUCCCCAGCUAGUGCAGGGGCAUGGUUACCAUGGUUACUAUGGUUACCAGCCUCGAGAACCAGAACCGGCCCAUGGCUACAUCGGUUUCCGGCCUCGUGAGCCAGAGAACUGGCAGCCCGUUGGCUGGGGAACUCCGGCUUUCUUGUUGACCCAAACUCAGCGUGCUCGAAGCCCCUCGCCGAGCGACCGACUGCUGACCGUCCCGGACCGGCUUAGGCACUUGAUGCCGGUGAAUCGCCCGGCGAACGGUUUAGAUAUGUUAAUUGCCGCGUGUGAGGAGGUGAACCAGAUGAGGAAGAGGGAGUGGGAAGAGGAGAGCGGUGGGGAAGACAACAACGAGGAUAACGGAGAUGAAAAUCAAAGGGGUAAACGGCGGAAGAUGAACGGCGAGGCUGCCGAUAAGGAUAAGCAGCCUGAGUGGAAUAACGAUAGUGAUGGCGACAUCGUCAUGAGCUAG